This is a messenger RNA of Conger conger (European conger), 1067 nucleotides long. It is a transcript of the gene nr0b2a, whose product is annotated as nuclear receptor subfamily 0, group B, member 2a. Gene Ontology annotation, molecular function: transcription corepressor activity; transcription factor binding. The record is from RefSeq and is a predicted model, not a curated record. Lineage: Eukaryota; Metazoa; Chordata; Actinopteri; Anguilliformes; Congridae. Gene Ontology annotation, cellular component: nucleus; cytoplasm. Gene Ontology annotation, biological process: negative regulation of transcription by RNA polymerase II; circadian rhythm. Bases 288 to 1067 code for a protein of 259 amino acids. The transcript has 2 exons.
UCAGAACAUACCUGAGCUACAGCGCUACACACACCUGAGCCACAGCGCUACACACACCUGAGCUACAGCGCUACACACACCUGAGCAACAGCGCUACACACACCUGAGCUACAGCGCUACACACACCUGAGCUACAGCGCUACACACACCUGAGCAACAGCGCUACACACACUUGAGCUACAGCACUACACACACCUGGAGCUGAUCAUUAGCACACACACCUGGAGCUGAUCAUUAGCACACACACGUGGAGCUGACUGUUAGUCUCGCAGUGUUUCUGUGGGACCAUGUCUCACACAGAGAGGACUACAGGCUGCCGGUGUUCGGACUACAAGACCCAACAGCCCAACGCCAUCCUCUUCAACAUCCUCAGCCAAUCACAGUGCCACAGCCUGAGCUGCAGCCCUGCCCCCCCGCGGGGCUGUCACUGCGAGCGGAGCGUGAGCCUGGCCACGCCCAGUGAGACGGCCCACCUGGCCACAGGUGUGCUGCUGAAGACGCUGCGCUUCAUGCGAAGCCUCCCAUCCUUCCAGAACCUUCCGCUGGGCGACCAGCUCUCCCUGCUGCGCCUUGGCUGGGGCCCCGCCUUCAUCCUGGGACUGGCGCAGGAGGGCGUCGACUUCCAGGUGACAGACAGGCCGGCCGGCCGCAUGCUGAAGCAGAUCCUUCUGGAAGGGCAGGGGGGGCGUGGCCUGGGGGAUGGCCGGGACACACCCACCCUGGCGGCGGUGCACAAGCUGAAGGCCUGUCUGCACAGACUGUGGGGGCUGGACCUCACGCCCAAGGAGUAUGCCUACCUCAAAGGGGCGGUGCUCUUCAACCCUGAUGUCCCGCAGCUGGAGUCAGGGCAGUUUGUGGCGGGUCUGCAGCAGGAGGCGCAGCUCGCGCUACGGGAGGUGGUGACGCCGCUGCACCCGCACGACACGGGCCGCUUCGCACGCAUCCUCCUGGCGACUUCCGCACUCCGGUCCAUAAACCAGAACUUUCUGAUCGAGCUGUUCUUCCGGCCCCUCAUCGGCCCGGCGGACCUGUUCGAGCUGCUGGUGGAGAUGCUUUUCAGCCCAUAA